AUGUUCGCGCUGGAUCCGUUCGACCCCCACGGCGGCGGCGGCGGCGGCGGCGGCUCAGGCAGGAGCGGGGUGCCGGGCGAGCGGGGCGGCGGCUUUGGGCCGGGCGCGGGCUCCCAGUUCAAGCCGUCGCCCUUUCACGGCGGGAGUAGCGGCGGCGGCGGCGAAGCGGCGGCCGUCAACGCCCUGGGCGAACCCUCUCCGGCCCUGCUGGGCAUGAACCUCACUUUGUCCGGGGAUGGCUACGGCGGCUUCCACGCCCCCCGCGGCGGCCCUCCGGAGUUGGGACAGGCCCAGCCCAUCCACGGAUUCUUCGGCAGCCCACCGCCUGGCCCGGCCGCGCACCACCAGACUCAACCGCCGGUCUCGCACUUCGGCGGCGGCGGCGGCGGCUUCGGGCCCGAACCCAGCGCCUCCUGCCUGCACGGCGACCGCCUCCUUGGCUAUUCGGGAGCCCAGCAGACGUUCGCGGCGGGCGGCGGCUACGAGCAGCACCUGGCGGACGGCCAGGCGGGAGGGGAUGGCUUCGGACAGCAGAGGGCGGGACCCCUCCAGGACUUCCAGCCGCCGCCGCCGCCGCCGCAUCAUCUUCACAAUCCCGGCGUGCCAGCCCCGUGCCUGCCGCUCGACCAGUCGCCUAAUCGCGCUGCCUCCUUCCACGGCCUGCCGGGAGCCGCCUCCUCAGAACCGCACGGCCUGGACUCGCAGAGGCGCCUGCCCAGCCAAGGGGCGGCCGCGGUGGAGGCCCUGGAAUACAGUUACCCCAACAGCGAGAGCCAUUUCGACUUGCCCGUUUUCUCGUCGUCGGAGGCCGAGGGGCAGCUGCCGCAGUACGCGUCCGGACGACCGGCGGCUCAGCCGGGAGGCGGCAAUUUCCCCGGACACUCCGCGGCCUUGCCCCGGGCGCCGGGCUCCCUGGGGAAGGUGCCCGCCCAACAGUCCCCUCACGGCGUCUUCUUCGAUCGCUUCGGCGGCGCUCGCAAAAUGGCCCUGGGGCUGGAGCCGGGCCUGGGCGCCGGGAGGCACCACCUGGUUCAGCAGCCACCGCCGCCCCCGGCGCUCCUGGCCAGGCAGAAUUCCUGCCCGCCGGCGCUGCCGCGGCCCCAGCCGUGUCCAGAGGGAAGCGCCGCCAACGGCAACCUGCAGGACGGGGGCGGCGGCGGGCCGAUUUUGCAGGCGCAGCACGGCCAGUUCGAGUAUCCCAUCCACCGGCUGGAGAACCGGGGCCUGCAGCAUCACCCGCACCUCCCGCAGCAGCAGCAGCAGCAGCAGCAUCCCCCCUACGGCUCGGGAGAGCCGCUUUUCAACGUGCCCCACCAGCCCCAGCAGCCGCCCAACCAGCGACUGCAGCACUUCGACGCGGCCCCCUACGUGAACCUCCCCAAGAGGCCCCGUUUCGAUUCGUGGAGCGGCGGCGGGGGAGGCAUGCACGGGGCGGCCGCCUUGGAGAGUCAUCUGUCGCCCUCCGCCGCCUAUCCUGGCCUGCCGGGGGACUUCACGCCGCCGGUGCCCGAGCAUUUUCCACCGCCGCCGGGUUCGGAUCCCCAGACGGCUCUGCAGCAGCGCCAGAACGCGGCGCUGAUGAUCAAGCAGAUGGCGGCCACCCGCGGCCAGUCUCAGCGCCUCCGUCCGCCCGGCCUGCAGCAGGUCGGCCACCACCAGCACCCUCACGCCGGCGGCGGCCACGCCCAUCACCAGUCCCCGCACCAGCACCCGGGCGAAGCCGCCUUCGAGGCGCAGGAAGGCGCUUGGUUCCCGCCGCCCCAUCCUCCGGCGGGGAGCGGAGAUUUGCUGUUCCGACCGGGAAUGGGCGGGUUGCAGGAGCCGCCGCCGCCCCCGCCCGCCCUGCGGAUGUCCUCCGGGGGCGAAGGACACGUCCCCUCGCCAGGCGGCCUGCAAAGUCAGUUCGGCUUGAGCCCCCCGUCGGAGCGGCGGCCGAGCCACCCCGACUUCGCAGCGCAGGCGCAGAGCUUUCCUUUUGGGGCGCCCAGCCGCCAGGCCACGCCGCACAGCGCCUCGCCCGGGUCCUUUGGGCCGCCGACGGACUUCCAGAGCUCUGCGCCGCCCCCGUCGCAGCCCCGGCCCUCCCCGGCCAGCAGCAAGCUGAGCGCGCUCUCGCUCGGCUCUUUCCCCAAAGGGGGCGUCGGGGCGCCGCCCGGGGGCCCGGGCCCCAAGGAGAGCAGCGGCCUCUUCGGACAGAGUUGCCUGGCGGCGCUCUCCACCGCCUGCCAGAACAUGAUCGCCAGCCUGGGCGCGCCCAACCUCAACGUCACCUUCGGCAAGAAGGGCGCGCCCGCGGCGGUGGGCGGUGGGUCCGGCGGGGAGGGCGUCAAGCGGAGCAAGCUGAGCCCCGCAGAGUCUCCCGAGACAAACGGCGCAGGGCCCCAGCCGUCCCUCCCGGCCGCCACGGUUCCUGCGGGCGAAAGCGGCCUCUCUCCCAAUUACUCUCCUGGAUCGGGCCCCGAGGCCAAAGCGGGAAACGGACGAGGCCGGGGACGCAGGAAACGAGACAGCGGCCACGUCAGCCCAGCCGCCGGGACGACUGGCGCCGCGGGCGGCUUCUUUGAGAAAUAUGGCCCGACGGCGAGCGUAGAGAGCGGCAGCCCCGGACAAGGCGGGGAACGAAGCGGCGGCGGCACCCCUCAUCUUCACGAACCCCCCAAGGCGUUGAGUUCCCCGCCUUCUUCCUGGGCCAAGGGCGGCGGCGGCGACCUCCUCCUCCAGCCUCCUCCAGACAAGCCCGAUCUCCUUCCCUCCCUGGACCAGGCGGAAUCCUGCUCUCCGCGCGGUGGCGGCGGCGACUUCCCCGGCGAGGCGGAAAACGAGGACGAGGUGUCUUCCAGCUCCGACAACCAGGCGGCCAAAGGGUGUCCCGCCGGGCGCAGCCCGCUUCAGCCGCCCGGCCGCCCGGCCGACCACCCGCUCCUGAAUGGACAGAAGGCGUCGGCCCUGGCUCAGCUGGGCCUCCACGGCGGCACCGCUACCUCCAGCCCCGAGAGCUACGGCGCCGGCCCCACCGGCCCGGUGCAGGAGGAGAUUCACCCGCUGGAGAUCCUGCAGGCGCAGAUCCAGCUGCAGCGGCAGCAGUUCAGCAUCUCCGAGGACCAGCCGCUGGGCCUCCAAAGCGCCAAGAAGGGCCCCGAAGGCUCGGGCGGGGGCCAGAACGGCGACAGCGGCGAGCUGAGCAGCUGUUGCGAGGGUGCCGGGGCCAAGGGCGCGGUGAGCACCAUCGACCUGGACUCCUUGAUGGCCGAGCACUCCGCCGCGUGGUACCUGCCCGGAGACAAAGCCCUCCUGGACGGGGAGCCCGACGAGAAGGUCCUGGUGCCUUGGGAGAAAGCGAAGGCACCCACGCCCGGCAAGGAAGCCCACGACCUCCCCCCAAGCAAGGCCUUGGCUCCAGCACAGACGGGCAGCCACCUGCAGUGUCUCUCUGUCCACUGCACGGACGACAUGGGUGAUGCCAAGGGCCGGACUGCGGUGCCAACAUGGAGAUCCCUGCACUCGGACAUCUCCAACAGAUUUGGGACUUUUGUGGCUGCCCUGACUUGA
Thamnophis sirtalis is the source of this 3549-nucleotide messenger RNA. The record is from RefSeq and is a predicted model, not a curated record. Lineage: Eukaryota; Metazoa; Chordata; Lepidosauria; Squamata; Natricidae.